Messenger RNA from Platichthys flesus (European flounder), 777 nucleotides. Its product is annotated as claudin-18-like. Gene Ontology annotation, biological process: bicellular tight junction assembly; cell adhesion. NCBI's taxonomy places the organism in Eukaryota, Metazoa, Chordata, Actinopteri, Pleuronectiformes, Pleuronectidae. Gene Ontology annotation, cellular component: bicellular tight junction; plasma membrane. The coding region runs from base 1 to 777 and encodes 258 amino acids. The transcript has 5 exons. The record is from RefSeq and is a predicted model, not a curated record. Gene Ontology annotation, molecular function: structural molecule activity.
AUGGCCGCCACUCUCUGUCAGGUGAUGGGCUUUCUCCUCGGUUUGUUAGGGACGGCGGCAAUAAUCGCAGCAACAGGGAUGGACCAGUGGGCGACGGAGGACCUCUUCGACAAUCCUGUGACCGCCGUGUUCUCGUACUCGGGCCUGUGGAAUUCAUGUGUCCGGCAGAGCUCCGGCUUCACAGAGUGCCGGCCUUAUUUCACCAUUCUGGGACUGCCAGCUCUGCUCCAAGCCGUCCGAGCCUUGAUGAUUGUUGGCAUUGUUCUUGGAGCCAUUGGCUGUCUGAUCGCCAUCUUUGCACUGAAGUGCUUGAAAAUGGGGAACAUGGAAGACAACAUCAAAGCCACAAUGACUCUGAGCGCUGGGAUCAUGAUAGUUCUUGCAGGCAUCUGUGGCAUUGCCGGGGUCUCAGCCUUUGCUAACUUGAUUGUGCAGAGUUUUCGGUUCACAACGUAUUCUGAAAGUGGGUUCGGCUCGUAUGGAGGUGGUAUUGGUGGACUCUCAGGAUCUCUGACUCCCAGGUACACGUUUGGCCCGGCUCUUUUCGUGGGCUGGAUCGGUGGUGCUGUAUUGGUCAUUGGAGGCAUCCUGAUGUGUCUGGCUUGUCGUGGAAUGUCUUCAGAUGGGAAGCAACGGUACGAUGGGAUGACCUACAAAGCUGCUUCACAACACACCAUGUACAAGUCGGACACUAGACCCCGUCCGGCCCACAACGAUUCCUACAAGGUUCAGAGUGUGGAUGGAAGGCUGUCGAACCAGAGAUUUGAUUAUGUGUAG